Messenger RNA from Zygosaccharomyces rouxii, 2469 nucleotides. RefSeq names its product Bro1p (gene BRO1). The record is from RefSeq and is a predicted model, not a curated record. The coding region runs from base 1 to 2469 and encodes 822 amino acids. Lineage: Eukaryota; Fungi; Ascomycota; Saccharomycetes; Saccharomycetales; Saccharomycetaceae. Gene Ontology annotation, biological process: protein transport to vacuole involved in ubiquitin-dependent protein catabolic process via the multivesicular body sorting pathway. Gene Ontology annotation, molecular function: protein binding. The transcript has a single exon. Gene Ontology annotation, cellular component: endosome.
AUGAAAGCGUGUCUAGCUACCUUGAAGCUCAAGGAUACUGAAGCUAUUGAUUGGAAAAAGGGCUUAGUCUCCUAUUUGAAAAGAUCGUAUGGUUCUGCACAGUGGUCACAGUUCUACAACGACAAGUUGGCGGGUGAAUUAAAUCAUCUUAGAAACAAUGCAAACGGAGAAUUGGCAUUAGAAGCGUUACUGGAGCAGAAUUUCAUCUAUUAUGCCUUUUUAGAACAAUUACAUCUCCGUAUUGGAAAUAACAGUCCACAACUAAGACUCCAUUUUACUUGGUAUGAAGCUGAAUACGAUUCUGCACUCAAGGCUCAAAAACAUUCGCAGUACAACGUAAUCUUGGAGAAAUCGUGCAUUCUUUACAAUAUUGGUGCAUUGCUUACGGAACUGGCAAAAGAAAAAGUGAAUAAGGAUUACAAGGCAUCGUUAACCUAUUUAAUGAAUGCAGUUGCAUGUUUCGAAUAUCUUUCUGAAAACUUUUUGAAUUCCCCAUCCUUGGAUUUACGAGCAGAUAUUACCAAAUUCUUGGCUGAACUCUGUCAUGCACAGGCUCAAGAAUUGUUUUUGUUGAAAUUGAUAAAUGGUCCAGAUCCCACUAAGCAAGCUUCACUCGUGAGUAAACUAUCUUAUGCUGCAGCAUCACUUUACGAGACCUGCCAUGGGUUUUUUGAGGAUGAAGAUGAAGAGGUUAGAGAUUACGGUGAUAUCAAAUGGAGGUCGCUCGUUACUUGUAAAAUGUUUUUUUUCAAAGCAGUAACUGCUUAUUACUAUGCCGUUGCUCUUGAACAGCAGAACAAGUAUGGUGAGGCUAUAGCAUUUCUGAAUUUGGCUGGUGAUUACCUUGUAUCGUCUUUACCCUAUAAAAUCAGUUUGAAAGAAUUUAUAGAUUUCACUGGUUUCAAAGAAGAGUUGGAGGAUAAAAAGAGACAGGUGACAAGGGAUAACGAUUUCAUCUAUCAUGAUGCCAUCCCGCAGAGUGUUCAAUUAGAAGUAAUAAAAUCGAUGGAUGCCGUGAAAUCUACUAGUUUUCCAGGACAGUUGGAACCAUAUGUGAAUAUGGUCGCAGAAAAAUGCGAUACGCUGUAUCAGGGAAUCGUGCCCAUGGAGAUAUAUGAAAAGGAAAGUAUCUAUUCAGAGGAAAAGGCACGUUUUCUAAGAAACGAGAUAGAUGUUGCGGAAACUGCCAAUUGGGAGUACACUUCCUACAUGGAAUUUACUAAUUUACCGAAAUUUAUAACUGAUAUGGAGGCUAGGUAUAAAACUGGAUCCACUUCGGGUUCCGGUAAUCCUCAAGUGGAUAUGAUGAAAGAUCAAUUGAUUUCCUGGAGCAGAACCGUCCAAGAUAGUAAAUUCAAUGAUGUAGACGAACAGAUGAGGAAAAUCAAUGAAAUACGACAAAAGAUUAUGAAUACUUUGUCUACAAUGCCUCCUGAGCAAAGGGAGAAUACUGUCAAGUUGAAGUCUGCUUUAUUGGAGGCUUCUGAAUCUGACGAUAAGCUUUUUUCAUUGGUUAAACCAUUCAUUCCAGAGCUUAAGUUAUUAAAGAAUAAUGAAGUACUCUGGGCAACUUGGGGUAAAUUUGAGGUAGACAAUUCCAAUCAGCCUAGUCUCUUAGAUAUAGAUGACACUAAGACGGAGGCAGUACUUUCAAAAUUGGGUAAAUUAAAGCAAUUGUGUGAAGAUUUGAGGCUACUCAAGGAGGAACGUGGAAGAAGUCUAAGUGAAUUGAAGGAGGAAGCUAACAAUGAUGACAUUACCAAAAAGAUUUUGGUUAACAGAGGUUCUACAGAUUCAGAACUCAAACAUAUGUUUGAAGUAGAAUUGGAAAAAUUCAAGCCUUUCAGUGCUAGAGUCGAGGCUACUGUUUUCAAACAAUCUGCUACCAUCUGUGAAAUGAGAGCAGAGCUCGAUGAAAUUUCUAAGCUUUCUGGUGUGGAGGACGCAUCAGGGGAAGAGAAGCUACGUAUGGAGGAACGCCAGAGAUUCUUUGAUAAAAUACAAGAAGCCGUAGCAAAUUUUGCUGUCUUUUGUGCUGAUUUGCCAAAGGGAUUGGCAUUUUAUGACUCUUUAUUAAAGAUCAGUAAAGGUCUUGCGUCCUCGGCGGCUUCACAACCUGUGGUGCAACCGCUCACGGGAUCCGCUACAAAUAGUAACGCUGAUCCUCGUCAAGUGAAUCUAGAAUCUCAAUUCAAAAAUUUAAAUCUUUCAUCUUCCAUCCCCGCUACACCUAUGAUACCUCCGAGAACCUAUGGUAGCAGUUUUGUGCGUCCUACAGUAGAGACCACACCAGUAUUUGGCAAUAACAGUUCACUUGCACCUCCUGUUCCUCCAAAGGAGUUUGGUCCACGACGUUCUCUACAGCAAGAGUUUGAAAAGGAGGAAAGGGAGUUGCAACAAAAUCCAACUUCCUUUUACAACAGACCGUCAGUAUUCGAUGAAAAUUUGUACUCCAAAUUCAGUGGGUAG